This is a messenger RNA of Hypomesus transpacificus, 4754 nucleotides long. It is a transcript of the gene fhod1, whose product is annotated as formin homology 2 domain containing 1. Gene Ontology annotation, cellular component: cytoskeleton; cytoplasm. Gene Ontology annotation, biological process: actin filament network formation; cortical actin cytoskeleton organization. The coding region runs from base 158 to 4486 and encodes 1442 amino acids. The record is from RefSeq and is a predicted model, not a curated record. NCBI's taxonomy places the organism in Eukaryota, Metazoa, Chordata, Actinopteri, Osmeriformes, Osmeridae. Gene Ontology annotation, molecular function: actin filament binding. The transcript has 26 exons.
CUUCGGGUAGCAUAGUCCGUUCGAGCGAUCUUUUCCUCCAGCAACAAUUGCAUCUGUUCAACUGAGCGGGUCGGGUCUCCUUUUAUUUCUCGUUUCAAUGGGCACAUAGAACAAUCAUAUUUUAACAGCUACAAACAAGGUAAAGACAAGAUUAACCAUGGCUACUAUCACAUGCCGAGUCCAAUACCUGGAGGAUUCGGACCCAUUCGUUUGCACCAAUUUCCCAGAGCCGAGACGACCGCCACCGUACAAUAUCGAUGAAAACCUUGCAUUGAGUGAACAAAUUGCCGGAAUUCACAAACUUCUAGAGGCACCGUUGAAGUUGGAAGAGUGUGCCCUGCAGCUGGCCACCAUUGGGAAUUACCUGGACCUGGACAUGUCCCUGGCGGAGCAGCGAGAUGAGCUGGAGCAGCUGUACGAAGACUCUGCAAAAGGAAAGAAGCCCAUCCUGAUUCUUCGUACCCAGCUCUCCGUCCGGGUCCACUCCAUCCUGGAGAAGCUGUACAACUCUCACGGUCCAGAGCUCAGGAGGUCCCUGUUCUCCCUCAAGCAGCUCUUCCAGGAUGACAAAGACCUGGUACCAGAGUUUGUGAACUCUGAAGGGCUCACGUGCUUCAUCAAGGUGGGAGCCGAAGCCGACCACAACUACCAGAACUACAUUUUGAGAGCCCUCAGCCAGAUCAUGCUGUUUGUGGAUGGAAUGAACGGGGUGAUCAACCACAACGAGAUGGUGCAGUGGCUGUACACGCUGAGUGGAAGCCUGUCCAGGCUGGUGGUGAAGACGGUUCUGAAGCUGCUCAUUGUGUUCGUGGAGUACUCAGAGUCCAACGGGUCCCUGCUCAUCAAGGCUGUCAACACUGUGGACGGCAAGAGAGCUGUGAAGCCCUGGAAGUACCUGACAGAGAUCCUACAGGAGAAGAACGGUUCAGACACUGAGCUGCUGAUCUUCACCAUGACCCUCAUCAACAAGACCCUGGCAGCCCUGCCGGACCAGGACUCGUUCUACGACGUGACGGACUGCCUGGAGCAGCAAGGCAUGGAGAGCAUCAUGCAGAAGCACAUGAGCCGCCAUGCCACUGAGCAAGACCUCAAACACCAGUUCUCCAUCUACGAGACUGCUCUAAAGUUUGAAGACGGGGAGACGGACGAGACCAUUCCUCACAUUCGCAAGGAGCGGCGCAAAGUAGCGGCGAGCGAACAGGAGGGCAGGAGGAGCCGUCGCCAGUCGUCCCAGAGCCUCUCAGACUCUGUCUCUCCCUCCAACCCUCCCUUCUCUCCAGCCUCCUCCACCUCCAACCCCCUCUCUCCAGCCUCCUCUAUCUCCGCCCACAGCCCCACGGUGGGGCGAAGCCAGAACAACUCCCCGAUAUCCUCCGAGCCUCGGAGCCCCUCCCCCCAGACUCCCUCCUCCAGUCCCUUGGACACAGGCUCACAGAGGGCUGCCCCUCUACUGCUCCCUGGGCCCAGCAACGGUACUGCGGCAUCACUCUCUCCCACUGAGCAGGAGCCCAAGAUUCCCCCCAGCCCGAGUCGCUCUUUCCUCAGCCACCACAUGUCUGCUCUGGGGAUUUCUAGGAGGUCCAGGUUGUUUAACAAGGCAGGGUCCAUCUCUGAGGACUCCUCCCCAGCCUCCAGCAGCCCGUCUCCCACAGACGCCAACGCCCCUGAGAAGAAGCAGCUCCUGCCGGCCGCAGAGCAGGGCAGACCGGAGGGCAGGAGCACCUUUAGCAGCGCUCUCCAGGCCAGCGACACCGACUGCCAGGAGGAAUGUAAUGUAGAUAUGGACAAGCCGGUUCUGAGAAAGUUUGCAGACACAUUCCUACGCAGCCUGGCCAUCACUCAGCAGGAGAAGAAGAGAAGGGGUUUGAACGUCAACAAGCUCCGCAAGGUUCCCUCCCAGGAGGACAAGGUCCCUGCCCCGCACGAGGACACUCCCUCACCUGCGGAUUCAGGCACCCCCACGGAAGGGUCGGACCAGGAGGGCGGCGGUGCGGAUCCCCAGCUGGCGGGCCAGGGCUCCAGGGGGAGCAGCAGAGGUCCCAGCCCCUGCACCCUGGAGCACCCAGCUGACUCACACACACAGACGGCCAAUAAUGAACCAGGUGGCACUGUCCGUCGGCAGGGCAGUGUGGUGGAGCAGCGCAGCACCCUCUCCAACGACAGGAAGUUCAUGCUGGACAUGCUCUACUCCAAGAAUUCCACCGGAGGAACUCUGAGCCCUCUGGCUGGCUCCACCAACAACGAAGAAGAAGAAGAGGAGGAGAUGGAGAGCCCUAGCAUGGACGACGACCUGGGCGGUGUGGGCAGCCUUGCGGAGCGUCUCUCCAGCCUGCAGGCGUACUCAGCCCGCCCCUCGCUCAGCGAGGACGGCAGCUCGCGGCGGGCCGAGCUGGACUUCCUGGGGGGCUCUGCCCAGGCGGCCCGCACCCGGCUGGAGGAGCGGAGGGCCCACGGCAAGUUGCGUCCGCAGCACAGCAUCGACGCAGAGACGCACUCACGCAGCCUGGAGAGGACGCUGAUGACGCCGCUGGCACGCGGCCAGGGCCAAGGCUGGGAAAGCCUGCAGACCAGCUGCCGGGCCCUGCGCAUCAAGGACCUGGACUUCUCUGACCUCCUGGAGGAGGAGGACAUUGACGUGUUGGACAUGGACACCUUCGACACCAGGAUGCCCAAUGGCGGCGUCCCUCCCCCUCCUCCCCCACCGCCCGGUCAGGCCGGAGUUCCCCCGCCUCCACAGCUGCCCCCCCCAGGCACCGCCCCCCCUCCUCCUCCCCCACUGCCAGGCCUGGGAGGGCCCCCGCCUCCUCCCCCGCCCCCCCCAUGUGCUCCACCUCCGCCUCCCUCCUCCUCCUCCUCCUCGCACCAAUGCCCCGAACCGGCGUUUGCCAAGAAGCGCAAGACGGUCAAGCUGUUCUGGAAGGAGCUGAAGCAGUCCGACACCCCCAGGAAGUGCAAGUUUGGCCGGGGGACGGUGUGGGCCUCACUGGAUAAGGUAACCGUGGAUACGGCCAAACUGGAACACCUGUUUGAAUCCAAAGCCAAGGAGCUGCCUGUUGCCAAGAAAGGACCAGAAGUGAAGAAGUCUUCUAUUCAGGUACUGGACCCUAAAAGGAGUAAUGCCAUCAAUAUUGGCAUGACAGUACUUCCUGCCAUCCACGUCAUCAAGACAGCCAUCCUCAACUUUGAUGAGUUUGCCAUCACCAAGGAGGGCAUUGAGAAGAUCCUCACCAUGGUUCCCACGGAGGAGGAGAAGCAGAAGAUCCAGGAGGCUCAGCUGGGCAGCCCUGACGUUCCCCUGGGCACGGCCGAGCAGUUCCUGCUAACGCUCUCCUCCAUCAGCGGACUCAGCUCUCGCCUGCAGCUCUGGGCCUUCAAACUCAACUACGAGACUCUGGAGAAGGAGAUCGCAGAACCUCUCUUUGACCUGAAGCUGGGUAUGGAGCAACUGGCCAAGAACAAGACGUUCAAGCGUAUCCUGGCAACGCUCCUCGCCAUCGGUAACUUCCUCAACAGCACCAGCGCCAAGGGUUUUGAGCUGACCUACCUGGAGAAGGUGACGGAGGUGAAGGACACUGUCCACAGACAGUCUCUGCUCCACCACACCUGCAACUUUGUGGUGGAGAACUAUCCAGACACCUCUGACGUGUACUCUGAGAUUCCUGACAUCACCCGUUCUGCCAAGGUGGAGUUUGAGCAACUGUCUGACAACCUGGUGCAGCUGGAGAGGAGGUGCAAGACGUCGUGGGACAGCCUGAAGGUGGUUGCCAAGCACGAGACCAAGCCCCUGCUGAAGAACAAGAUGACAGAGUUCCUCAAGGACUGUACCGAGAGGAUCAUCAUCCUUAAGGUGGUGCACCGGCGCAUCAUCAACAGGUUCCACUCGUUCCUGCUGUACCUGGGCCAGCCCUCGUACUCGGUGCGUGACAUCAAGGUGACCCAGUUCUGCAAGAUCAUCAGUGAGUUCUCCCUGGAGUAUAGGACCACCAGGGAGAGGGUCCUCACCCAGAAACGCAAGAGGGCUGUCCACCGAGAACGCACCAAGACCAGGGGCAAGAUGAUCACAGAGACGGAGAAGUUCUCCGGGGCGGUCUCACAAGAGGAUGACUCCGCCUCCGUCUCCAUGACAGCGGAGGCGGAGCCUGAGCAGGAGGAGCAUAAGAACAUGAAGAACAUGCUGAUCAGCAGCUCUGUCCAGUGUGGGCUGAGACGCAGCCGCGCAGUCCGCAGCCUAGGCAGGGUUAGCCCCCCCCAGAUGUCUGGAGCCAAAGAGGACAGCACCAGCUCUCAGGACGACGCCACCGACGAGAUCAUGGAUCGGCUCGUCAAGUCUGUCACACAGAACCCAUCAGAGAGGCCGUCCAGCCCCAAGACACGCAAACGCUCGCGCCUCAACAGGAAGUCGUUGCGGAGGACACUGAAAAGUGGUCUGACUGUAGACGUGGUUCAAGCACUGGGCCUGAACAGCAAGGCUGAGGACAAGAUCUGAACACCUGCACACAUCUGACAGCACACAGGAGCCUGAAGGCUGUGAGAUGUGUUUGCCCUCCAAAUGAACUGUAGAACUAACUUCAAAUGUGGAGGAAAAUACCUUGAUUUUUUUUUUUUAACUCCAGCCAAUGGCCUGUAGCUCAUGGGUCACCUGUUACACCACAAACAAGCUGUUGCCUUAAACUUCACAAACUUUAUGGAAGGUUUUGUGGUUGAAUACAACUUCAAGUAGGAAAAUAAGGGUGGAUGUGAUAAGUUAACAAAGU